CUCAAAAUGGAUGAUUCCCUCCACCGCUUCCUAGGCUGACACAUAAUCCUCUUCAAUUUCCAUUUUUUGUGGGCAAAUACCUGAACUUCCAAGAAGCUUCCCCACAUGAGUUCGCUGUCUCUUCCUCUGCUUAUUAUAUAUACUAGUUCCGCACUGAGCGCUGGGUUUGUUGCUCCUCCAGUUCAUGUCCCUUUUCCUUCUCAAAUCUCAUAGCUUUUCUUCCAGGUACGCCAGCACCCCUUCAGCUUUUUCUGUCUUUCUCUUCUGUAAAGGCUCGUUCUUUGCUUAAAAAUCGAGCCUUGUACUUGGCCCCUCUACUUCUAGUCAUAGUUUGAUGAAUUCUUGAUGUUAUUCAACUUGGGUUUUUGAUUUAGUUUCGAUGCGUAUUGAAAAGUUUCUGUCUUUAGGAUUUUGUCUGCUAGAUUAGAUUUCUUGGGUUUAGUCACUUUUAGGAGUUUAAUGGUUUAGGGUUUUACCCAGAAUUCAAUCUCAUUGUUUGUGACCAUGGAUCCAACUUACAAUGGACUCCCUGAUUUCAUGAAUGACAUUGACUUCGAUCCCAUGUUACCCAAUUCAUCACAAAUCCCAGAAACCCCAAAUCAGUACCAACUCAACCAGCUCUCUCCAGAUUUCAAUUUCUUGAGCAAUCAGUUUUCAAUUCCAUCGAAGCCGGAAUCCGGUAACCUUGUUCCUCCACUUAGUGUUAGCACAGAGGGAGAGUCGUAUUAUGCUAAUGGAGGUUCAUUCUCUGCUCCUACAAAUGUGAGCCCUGGAGUGGACUCUCCUUCCUCUGAUGAUGUGGACUUCUCUGAAACUGUUUUCAAGUAUGUAAACCAGAUGCUUAUGGAGGAGAACAUGGAGCAAAAGCCAAUCAUGUUCUAUGAUCCAUUGAGUCUUCGUGUCACCGAGGAAUCUUUCUAUGAUGUUCUUGGUCAACAGUAUCCAUUCUCACCAAAUCAGCAACCGCAGCAACCAGUUAAUGUUGAUCAGAAAGUUGAGAGCCCUGAUGAUUAUCUUUCUGUAAACAGUAAUGAGUUCAAUGCUAGUAGUACUAGUCCUAGUACUGGCACUACCAACUCGGCUGAAUCUCAAUCAAUUGGUGAUUAUGGAGAGCCGAAGCCAUCUUCAUCACAAACCUCUGUUUCUAGUGAGAGUGUUUACCAGUUGAGUUCACAUUCCAAGUCCAAUUCUCAGUUGUCUCUUCCUAUGACAAAUAGCCUGUCUAGUUUUGGUGAUGGGAUGUUGGAAUCUUCUGUAAAUCAGUUUCUGGCUCAGAAUAUAUUCACAGACAGUGAAUCUGUCUUGCAAUUUCAGCGAGGGCUAGAGGAAGCUAGUAAGUUCCUUCCCAAAGUUAGUCCAUUAGCUAUUGAUUUGGAAAGCAGCAGAGUGUCUCCAGAAGUGAAAGGAAAUGCUCCAACUGUUGUUGUCAAGAAGGAAAAGAGUGAGAAGAAGAACUCACCUAGUAAGCGAAGGGGAAGGAGGAACUCACCGAAUGGGUCAACGGAAAGGAAGAAGUCACCUGAUGGGUCAAGGGGAAGGAAGAAUCAUGAGCGAGAAGAUGUGGAUUCUGAAGGGCGGAGUAGCAAGCAGUCUGCAGUUUAUAAGGAGGAUGAACUAUCCGAGUUGUUUGACAAGGUCUUGCUUUGUACUGAUGGUGGUAAUCAGUCUUCAUGUGGUUCGUGUGGUGAGAGUGUAGAAGUGCAGAAUGAAGAAAGCAAAAAUUUACAGCCAAAUGGACAGCUACUGACAUCAAAUGCUGAAGGUGGGAAGACUCGUGCUAAGAAGCAAGGCAAGAAGAAGGACACUGUGGAUUUAAGGGGUCUCCUAAUUCUUUGUGCACAAGCUGUGUCUAGCAAUGAUUUUAGGACCUCUAUGGAGCUACUAAAGCAAAUUAGGCAGCAUUCUUCUCCCUUUGGUGAUGGAUCUCAAAGGUUGGCUCAUUUCUUUGCAAAUGCCCUUGAGGCACGAAUGGCUGGUACUGGCACUGGAAGCCAGAUUUUUUAUACAUCCCUUGCUUCCAAGAAGACAUCGGCUGUUGAAAUUUUAAAAUCUUACCAAGUCAGUCUUUCAUCUUGCCCUUUUAAAAGAAUGUCAAUUUUCUUUAAAAACAAGAUGAUUAUAGCAAUGGCUGAGAAAGCAGCUACCCUCCAUAUCGUAGAUUUUGGUAUCCUAUAUGGUUUUCAGUGGCCAAUCCUUAUCCACAAGCUUUCAUUGAGACCUGGUGGACCUCCCAAGCUACGAAUUACUGGGAUAGAGGUUCCCCAACCUGGAUUCCGUCCAGCAGAGUGGAUUGAAGAGACUGGAAGGCGCUUGGCAAAAUAUUGUGAGCGCUUUAAGGUUCCUUUUGAGUUCAAUGCUAUUGCUUCACAAAAUUGGGAAUCCAUUAAAGUAGAGGACCUCAAGGUUGAGAGGAAUGAGGUGCUGGCUGUGAAUUGUAUGUUACGGUUCAAGAACCUACUGGAUGAGACAGUUGAAGUGGAUUGUCCAAGAGAUUCUGUUCUAAAGCUAAUCAGGAGUUUGAAACCAGAUAUUUUUGCUCAUACUAUCAUUAAUGGUGCAUACAAUGCCCCUUUCUUUGUCACUCGAUUUCGGGAGGCUCUCUUCCACUUCUCUGCCUUGUAUGAUGCGUUUGAUGUUACUAUACCCCAUGACAGUCCAGAGAGGUUGAUGUUUGAGUCAGAGUUUUAUGGCCGGGAGGCCAUGAAUGUGAUAGCAUGUGAGGGGAUAGAUAGGGUUGAGAGGGCUGAGACAUACAAGCAGUGGCAGAUACGUUGCCAAAGGGCUGGUUUGAAGGUGUUGCCAUUGGACCAAGAGCUAGUGAGGGCGUUUAGGGAUAAGGUGAAGGCAUGGUACCACAAAGAUUUCACAAUUGAUCAAGACUGUGAUUGGAUGCUUCAGGGUUGGAAGGGCCGACUUGUCUAUGCUUCUUCUUGUUGGGUGCCUGCAUAAUAGUCUCCUGAAGCUUAUUUCUUAAACUUUGGUCUUCUUUGAGAACUGAAGAGCAGAACUGAGAAGGAUGUUCAGUUACCUAUUCAGAGAUAAAGCUGAUCACUGGAAGUGAUGAAUUUGAGUAAUUUGAUCGACUCAGCAAGAUAAAAAUAUGCUAACCAUAUUGAUUUCAUGCUUUACAAGUAAUUGAGGUCAAGUGUGGCAGUAAUUCUUGCAGAUGAACCAUAAGGAGGAGAGAUGAUACCUUAAACAGUUGCUGCCUGUUUCUUUGUACUCAAAUGGAUGCGAUACUCGGAAGGCUUUUGGGCAUCACUCACGACGAAUGACCAUUGAAUUAUGGGUUCUGGUAUGAUGUUGAAUAGAUAUAUAGGUGCAGUUAAUUAUGGACAAUAAAGCUGAUAGAAUAAAGAUAGGGAUGAAAAUGUAAACUUCUGAUGUGAUGGAAAACUAAUGUUACACUAACAUUGCCUACUGGCAGGCUUGGUGGCACACUUGUAAUCAAUUUACAUUCCUCGAUCCUUGUAUUUUCUUUGCCCAUUGGUGGAGAGAUUUUCCUAUUCUGAAUC
This is a messenger RNA of Argentina anserina (silverweed cinquefoil), 3515 nucleotides long. RefSeq names its product scarecrow-like protein 33. The transcript has 2 exons. Gene Ontology annotation, cellular component: nucleus. Lineage: Eukaryota; Viridiplantae; Streptophyta; Magnoliopsida; Rosales; Rosaceae. Bases 505 to 2949 code for a protein of 814 amino acids. The record is from RefSeq and is a predicted model, not a curated record. Gene Ontology annotation, biological process: regulation of DNA-templated transcription. Gene Ontology annotation, molecular function: DNA-binding transcription factor activity; sequence-specific DNA binding.